This is a messenger RNA of Hansenula ciferrii, 510 nucleotides long. RefSeq lists its product as uncharacterized. The transcript has a single exon. Bases 1 to 510 code for a protein of 169 amino acids. NCBI's taxonomy places the organism in Eukaryota, Fungi, Ascomycota, Saccharomycetes, Phaffomycetales, Wickerhamomycetaceae. The record is from RefSeq and is a predicted model, not a curated record.
AUGAAUUUAACAUAUAUGAUCCAUCCAAAUAAUCAUCUAACAAAAUUAGAUAAUUUCACAAUAUCAAAUAUGGAAUCAUAUAGUUCAAAACUUGAUCAAGAAAUUAAAUUACUUCAAAAUGCAACAACAAAAACCACAACUAAACAAACAGAUCAAAUAAAAGGAUCAUUAUCAAAAAUUAUAAAUUAUAAAAAAAUUGAAAAAAAUUAUAUACUUUCUUAUUUAAAGAUAUUGAAGUUGUUGGAAACUAUUGAUACUAAGUGUUGUACAAAUGAUUCAAAUUAUGAUUAUGAAGCUGAAGAUGAAAUUUUAGAUUCUAUUGAAGUUCAUAUGUUUGAAUUUAAAGAAUUUGAAAAACAAUUGGAAAGUUUGAAUGGUGGGAUUAAAAUUGGGAUGAAGGGAAUUGAUAGUACAAGUACUACAAGUGCUACAACUGCUAGUACAGGAACGACGUCAGGAACGAUCAAGACUGUUGGUACUACUACUGGUGAAUCUUUGGUUAAAGAAUGA